ACAACAAUCUCCUCAUCGUUGCAAACUCCUAGUCAAAUCGCAAUCCAUACACUAUCAAGUAUGGCAGCUACGAUGCAGAAAAUGUUCCGCACGUGGGCAUUGUCCUCAAGUCGUCUAGGUUUCGACGCUUGAAAGCCUCUCAACAUGUCUCCUCCUGCCGCCAUCUACGAAGUACCUGUUGCCACUGCCAGCGACAUGGGCAUCAAGAAGGACCUAGCCGUCAAGGCCGCCGCCAACAGCCAGGCCAAGACUGUUGCUGAGCUCGAGAACAACUGGGAGACGUUUACCUUUGCUCCCAUUCGUGAGUCGCAGGUCUCUCGGGCCAUGACCCACCGCUACUUCAAUGACCUCGACACUUAUGCUGAGUCGGACGUUGUCAUUGUCGGUGCUGGUUCGUGUGGCCUCUCUGCUGCAUUCACUCUCGCGACCAAGCGCCCCGAUCUCAAGAUUGCCAUUGUUGAGGCUGGAGUUGCCCCUGGUGGCGGAGCCUGGCUCGGUGGCCAGCUCUUCAGCGCCAUGGUCAUGCGCAAGCCAGCUGAGCUCUUCUUGAACGAGAUUGGCGUACCAUACGAGGAUGAGGGCGAUUUUGUCGUCGUCAAGCACGCCGCACUCUUCACAUCAACCCUCCUGUCUAAGGUGUUGCAGUUCCCCAACGUCAAGCUGUUCAACGCCACUGCUGUUGAGGAUCUCAUCACUCGUCCUGCACCGACGUCGAGCGACCCCAACGCGAUCCGCAUCGCUGGUGUUGUCACCAACUGGACUCUUGUCUCUAUGCAUCACGAUGACCAGUCUUGCAUGGACCCCAAUACCAUCAACGCGCCUCUCGUCAUCUCCACUACAGGUCACGAUGGCCCAUUCGGUGCCUUUUGCGUCAAGCGUCUCGUCUCGAUGCAACAGAUUGAAAAGCUCGGUGGCAUGCGCGGCCUCGACAUGCGCACCGCCGAGGACGCUAUCGUCAAGCGUACCCGCGAAGUUGUACCUGGUCUGAUUGUGGGUGGUAUGGAAUUGAGCGAGGUCGAUGGGGCCAACCGCAUGGGCCCUACCUUUGGUGCCAUGGCGCUCAGCGGUGUCAAGGCUGCUGAAGAAGCAGUCAGUGUCUGGGAGGAGAGGCAGGCACAAAACUUGGAGUCGUAGAGACUUCAUGCGCGUCAACAUGAAACAUGCUGUCACUACCUCGGCCAGACAAGCUAUGCAGUAUCAAAUUGAAUACCUCCUUCGCUCA
Molecule: messenger RNA, 1222 nt
Organism: Pyrenophora tritici-repentis Pt-1C-BFP
Lineage: Eukaryota; Fungi; Ascomycota; Dothideomycetes; Pleosporales; Pleosporaceae
Product: THI4, Flavoprotein involved in thiazole biosynthesis
Biological process (GO): thiamine biosynthetic process
Source: RefSeq, a predicted model, not a curated record